Molecule: messenger RNA, 1308 nt
Organism: Dipodomys ordii (Ord's kangaroo rat)
Lineage: Eukaryota; Metazoa; Chordata; Mammalia; Rodentia; Heteromyidae
Gene: Fam124b
Product: family with sequence similarity 124B
Exons: 2
Coding region: 1-1308 (435 amino acids)
Cellular component (GO): nucleoplasm
Source: RefSeq, a predicted model, not a curated record
AUGGAGGAGACACAGGAGCCUCCGGCCAUGACUGUCCAUCUCCUUGCUGAUGCUGGCCACGGCUGGCUUCUUCAGCAGGCUCUGGACCAGCUCCUGGAUCACAUCUGCCCAGAGGUGCGUCUCUUCCAGGUGUCGGAGCGGGUCCGACCGGUGAAGUACUAUGGAAAGAGCCAUCCCCGGCGCUGUGAGUUCCCAGGGAUGUCCGUGUGGCUCUUCCUGGACGAACGCCUGGGCCAGGAGCGGCUGUGCCACGUCCUGGACUCCCUGCAGUGCGCGCCCUGGCGGUGUCUCCCAGCCCAGGGCCGGCCCUGCCCUUACCUCCCUGCCAAGCAGGAGAUCUACAGCCUGGACAGCCAGAUGCCCACGUGGAGCGUGAGGCAGUGCCGGGACGGCCCCGAGAUCCUCAGGAUCACCCUGCACUGCGGGUUUGAUAACUACGAGGACGCCAUCCGGCUCUACGGGAUGAUCUUGCAGCGCGAGGCCACCGUGCAGAAGAGCAGCGUCUGCUUCUUUGUGCUCUAUACCACCCCCAGCUUCGCUCUGCAGCUCUCCCUGAAGCAACUGCCCCCCGGAACCUCGGUGGACCCCCAAGAGUCAUCGGUGCUGCAGUUCAGGGUUCAAGAGAUCGGCCAGCUGGUGCCUCUGCUGCCCAACCCCUGUGUGCCCAUCAGCCGCACCCGCUGGCGCACCCAGGACUACGAUGGCCACACGAUUCUGCUGCAGGUCCAGCUGAGUCCAGGCCCUGGUGUUGAGAAUGGUGAACUUUCCUUUCUUGGCGCCCUGGGAUCCAGGCUGGCCUCUGGGUGUGCACAGAGACCCAUGGAAUGGAGGACCCAGAGGAGCCGGAGCAGGAGAUUCAAGGUGCGCUCUCUGGAGUUUCCAGAGCCCAGGGGCACUGCAGACAGCUCGGAUGGCCCUUCGUGGAGGAGCCCGGGCCUGGCCUCCCAGGUGAGCAGCUCAGCCACGAGCAGCUGGCCGCACCUGCCUCCACACGUCCUCAAACCUGCAUGGGGAAUGAAUGAAGAUGGCUUCCAGAAGCUCGAGGCAGAGACAGAUGUAGACACGGGAUUCACCAUCAUCAAUCCGGAGCCUGUAGUGAACAGCUUGUCAAAGGACUUGGAAACCAGGCUGCCUCCAUCUUGUCCAGAGGAGGCCACCUCCCUGCGUAAAGCAGCCCCGGAUGUAAGAGUCUGCCCUUUGUCCCUUGCUGGCCCCAAGGAGCUUGGAGCAAGGAAGAUCAUCUCCACGUGUUCCCAUCGUCUGCCAAUCCAGGGUGAAGAAAAAGAAGAAGAAGAAUUCUUUAUAUAG